CCAUUUUCUCGUCGGCGUAGAAUCCGUACUUUGCCCUCGCGAGCUCCAGUGGCGAUGUUUUCUAAUCCUCUUUCACCUCUCACCGAUCAUGGUGACAUCGAGGUACAUGCAUGGGUUUCGAUGGGCGACGAAGACGACGAGCCUCAGCUUCAUGAGGCUCGUGUCUUCACGCGCGUCACCUGGUUUGGAGAAUUCUUCAACUGGUUCCGAUUGUCCUAAGACUGGGGUGAGGGAGAUUCUGAGAAGGAUCACUCGACGAGGCAGCAUCUCCGCUCCGCUUCAGGAAUGGGUUGACUCCGGCCGUGUCGUCUCCGUCUCCGAGCUCCGGUCAAUCUCGAAACAGCUCAUGAGAUCCGAGCGCUAUGAUCUCGCCCUAGAGAUGAUGGAGUGGAUGGAGGAGACCCUGAAAGGUGUUCAGGUUUCGUCGUAUGACCACGCUCUUAGAAUGGAAUCAAUUAUCAAAGUUCGCGGCUUGAAGAAAGCCGAGGAAUAUUUUGAUCAGCUACACGAGACUGCGCCAUUGAAAGUGGUGAAAGCAGCUUAUCUUCCGCUUCUUCGUGCUUAUGUUAAGGAAAAGUUCGUUCACGAAUCCGAAGCUCUUAUGAAGAAGUUGAAUGGGUUGGGGCUUCUUGUUGAUCCUCACCCGUUUAAUGAGAUGAUGAAACUGUAUGCAGCUACUUCCCAGAUCGAGAAAGUUCCCCUUGUGAUCAUGCAAAUGAAACGAAACAAGAUCCCAAGAAAUGUCCUCUCGUACAAUCUGUGGAUGAACGCAUGUGGUGAAGUGUAUGGGGUUGCAUCUGUGGAAGCUGUUUACAGAGAAAUGGUGAGUGAUAAGAGUGUUGAAGUGGGCUGGAGCACUUUAUGUACUUUAGCAAACGUUUAUAUGAAAACGGGUUUUGAUGAGAAGGCUACUCUGGUUCUUGAAAAUGCGGAGAAGAAGCUGAACAACAAUAAUCGUCUUGGAUACUUCUUCCUCAUCACACUGUAUGCUUCUCUACGAAAUAAGGAGGGAGUUGUUCGGCUUUGGGAAGCUUCGAAAUCUGUUCAUGGCAGGAUUACUUGUGCAAAUUACAUAUGUGUAUUGUCAUCCUUGGUGAAGGUAGGUGAUCGUACGAGGGCUGAAAGAAUCUUUGGAGAAUGGGAGGCCAAUUGCCGUAACUAUGACGUUAGGGUUUCCAAUGUUCUACUGGGUGCUUAUGCCCGGAAGGGUUUGAUGGAAAAAGGCGAGUCCUUUCAUGCUCGUGUAUUGCGGAGAGGCGGGGAGCCAAACUAUAAGACGUGGGAAAUUCUGAUCGAGGGGUGGGUGAAAUGUCAAGACAUGACAAAAGCCAUUGAUGCGAUGAGCAAAGCCUUUGACCUGAUGAAGCGCUGCCAUUGGAGACCGCCUCAAAAGCUCGUAAUGUCCAUUGCUGAGUACUUCGAGAAGCAUGAGAAACUGGAAGAAGCUAAUGCAUACGCCAGGCAAUUGCGUUGUUUCGGUCUUUCAAGCUUAGAGCUAUACAGAUUAUUGCUCAGAAUGCACGCAAAGGCCGGGAAACCAUCUUUUUACAUCGUUGAAAUGAUGAGAACGGACAAAAUCGAUGUGGAUGACGAGACCUAUUCUCUUACUCAGGCCCACAACUGAUGAUGAAGAUCAAGCCAAAUUGUCAGUGGCAAUUCUAGAAACGGCUCUCUGUUUAGUUAGGCUUGUCAGGACAAGAGCCACUGUAACUCGAAUGCCCAUGUCAGCGUAAGUUUGUGAGAUGCAGCGGAAAGAAGCAUGGAUUCAGAGUAAUAUUACAGCUAAAGGCAUGAUCUCCUGAAGUCAUCCUUUUAAGCAAUUGAUGGUCUGAAAGAGCACAUCCAUUCAGGAGCAUGACAGAAUGAACAAUCUGUGUACUGUUUUACUGCUGAAGUAUGUCCUGGUGACUCUAUGAUGUAUGUCUCAUUGUUACCAACAACAACAACAUGGCAGGCCAUUUCCAAGUUCAUGUCUCAUUGCUACUAAACCUUACAAAUGUUAAUUAGAACUCAAUUUCUGUUGCUAAUAAAAAAAAAAAUAAUCGGUGGCUUUUCAGCGUAA
Molecule: messenger RNA, 2062 nt
Organism: Tarenaya hassleriana
Lineage: Eukaryota; Viridiplantae; Streptophyta; Magnoliopsida; Brassicales; Cleomaceae
Product: pentatricopeptide repeat-containing protein At5g27460
Exons: 2
Coding region: 89-1624 (511 amino acids)
Cellular component (GO): mitochondrion
Molecular function (GO): protein binding
Source: RefSeq, a predicted model, not a curated record